AGGCAGGUUCUGCAGUUAGGAGGUAGUAGCUGCUGCAGUGUUAACCGCUGCGCCACCUGCAGGCCAACAGUGUUACAGCUGCAGUUGUGGAGCAGUCUGACGUGGUGGGACAAACAAAACAAGGGAGUUAAUGCUGAGUGGGACAGACCGGACCCUGGUGGCCCCUCAGGGCGUGGCCGCGUGAACGCGCGUGAGAGGAGGAGGAGGAGAUGAAGCCGGCCACGCGCUCCCGUUUAACAGACGCACACCGGCAUCAGCGAGCACCGACAAACCCCAGACCACCACCGGAGAGAAGACGACCGACAGAAAGAAGGAAGAUGAGAGAAAUAGUUCACAUCCAGGCCGGACAGUGCGGGAACCAGAUCGGGACCAAGUUUUGGGAAGUGAUCAGUGACGAGCACGGCAUCGACCCUGCAGGGAGCUACGUGGGUGACUCGUCUCUGCAGCUGGACAGGGUCAACGUCUACUACAAUGAGGCGUCCUCACAUAAAUACGUCCCCCGGGCGGUGUUGGUUGACUUGGAACCAGGAACCAUGGACAGCGUGCGCUCAGGAGCCUUCGGACAACUCUUCAGACCGGACAACUUCAUCUUUGGUCAGACAGGUGCGGGGAACAACUGGGCCAAAGGUCACUACACGGAGGGGGCGGAGCUCGUGGACUCAGUCCUGGACAUAGUGAGGAAGGAGUGUGAGCACUGCGACUGUCUCCAGGGUUUCCAGCUGACUCACUCUCUUGGAGGGGGCACCGGCUCGGGCAUGGGCACCCUGCUGAUCAGCAAGAUCCGGGAGGAGUACCCCGAUCGGAUCAUGAACACCUUCAGUGUCAUGCCCUCCCUAAGGUAUCAGGGGGGAAGACCAGAGCGGGUGUCAGACACCGUGGUGGAGCCCUACAACGCCACCCUGUCCGUCCACCAGCUGGUUGAAAACACAGACGAGACCUACUGCAUCGACAAUGAGGCCCUUUACGACAUCUGUUUCCGCACUCUUAAACUCACGACGCCCACCUACGGAGACCUCAACCACCUGGUGUCGGCCACCAUGAGCGGCGUCACGACCUCGCUCCGCUUCCCCGGGCAGCUCAACGCAGAUCUUCGCAAGCUGGCCGUCAACAUGGUGCCUUUCCCCAGACUCCACUUCUUCAUGCCGGGAUUCGCUCCUCUGACGGCACGGGGGAGCCAGCAAUACCGAGCGCUCACCGUUCCCGAGCUCACACAGCAAAUGUUCGAUGCCAGAAACAUGAUGGCGGCCUGUGAUCCUCGCCACGGACGAUACCUGACUGUCGCCACAGUCUUCCGUGGGCCCAUGUCCAUGAAAGAGGUGGACGAGCAGAUGCUGAACGUCCAGAACAAGAACAGCAGCUACUUCGUGGAGUGGAUCCCCAACAACGUCAAGGUCGCUGUCUGCGACAUCGCUCCCCGGGGGCUCAAGAUGGCCGCCACCUUCAUCGGCAACAGCACGGCAAUCCAGGAGCUGUUCAAGCGGAUCUCUGAGCAGUUCUCGGCCAUGUUCCGCCGAAAGGCUUUCCUGCACUGGUUCACGGGCGAGGGCAUGGACGAGAUGGAGUUCACAGAGGCGGAGAGCAACAUGAACGACCUGGUGUCCGAGUACCAGCAGUACCAGGAGGCCACCGCCAAUGACGGCGAUGAGAACUUUGAGGACGAGGAGGACGAGAUCGUUGAGUAAGGAGACCGAACGAGACCGGUAAAACUCUGAGAGAGGGUUAGGGUUAGGUCAUGACUGAUCAUGGGACGUCAGAGAAAUAACAGUCAAAUCAAAACUAGUCAGUUUGAAAUAUAUGAUAAUUGACUCUUUCAAUAAAUGAUAAAGUAAAAAUAUUUAACAUUUGCCACAGCUUCAAAGAUUUAGUUAUUAAAAUGAAUACUUUCUGGGUUUGGAGGCUGAUUCGAUAUCUCAAGAAAAGCUUUGAUCUCUGGUUCCUUGUAACGUGAAUAAGUUAUUUUAUUAUUUCACAGACUAGACAUCUAAUGGAAUAAUUGAAAAAUUCAUCAACAAAUUAGUUGUUCCGUUCAAAAACGCUACUGACUAAUUCUAAAUAAUGUGCUCAGCAUGUUCAAGCUUCUUUCUUCUGUUUGGCAAACUCAUACUUCAUAACUUCAACAAUAUACAAUAAUAUCAAACUUUUGAGUUACUUUUAUUUGAGGAGGGGUUUCUGAAAUGAGGGAAUCUAAUUUUGAGACUGAACUCAGUGUCCGACUGUCGACACUGGGAUUUUUCGCAACUUUGUGCCUAAACGUAACCAAACUUUAACCAUCGAGGCGUCAGAUCAGAAAAUGCUCAUAUGUCAUUUUGCACGGCAGUGACAAAUGACCCGUUUUGUUGUUUGUUUGUUUGAUGAGCACCUGUUGAUCACAUCAGUUCUAGGAACGCAAAGAAUACAUACAAUGUGUUAACCAAUACACUAAAUGUUUGGUAACAGUUGGUAGAAUAAUAAUAGCUAAUAUUUUCAUUUAAUGCAGUGAAUAUGUGCAGUAGGUGUCAGAAAUGCACUGACGUACACAGGAUGCUAAACCGUUAAAGUGGAAAGCUGAAGGCAUAUUUGACCAUGAUUAUGUCUUUUCUACAAAAACAGACGUGCUUUUCUUAAAUAACUAAAUCCCGAUCAACCCUGUUUGUUAUGCAUUGUGUUUGCGUGUGUUUGUUGUUUUCAAACUGUGAUUUCUGUACAUGUGAGCACAUCGCGAGUGGCUGAAGAGAGGUUGAAAUAAAAGCUUCUUUCAAGGCCUUACAGUG
Molecule: messenger RNA, 2750 nt
Organism: Siniperca chuatsi (mandarin fish)
Lineage: Eukaryota; Metazoa; Chordata; Actinopteri; Centrarchiformes; Sinipercidae
Gene: tubb6
Product: tubulin, beta 6 class V
Exons: 6
Coding region: 210-1682 (490 amino acids)
Biological process (GO): mitotic cell cycle; microtubule cytoskeleton organization
Cellular component (GO): cytoplasm; microtubule
Molecular function (GO): GTPase activity; GTP binding; structural constituent of cytoskeleton
Source: RefSeq, a predicted model, not a curated record